AUGGCGUACGAUCAAGCCCUCAGUGAUACCGAAUCGGAGCAGUCUCCUCGAGAGAUUCCCGUCGUCGACUUUGCCAGCUGGAGACCCGACAGCUCGUUGCAGGAGCGUAUGAAGGUGGCCGUGGAAAUCGUAUCGGCAUGCAGAGAGGUUGGCUUUGUCUAUAUCCUCAACCACGGCAUUCCCUCUGAGAGAUUGGCUGAAGCCUUUGCUUGGUCGGAGAAAUUCUUUCAUCUCUCGUCGGACGAGAAACUAAAAGCACCUCACCCAAGCGGCCCUUCUGUCCAUCGGGGAUAUUCAAGCCCAGGGUUAGAGAAAGUGUCCCAGGCGACGAGUGACAGGGACGAUCCUGAACUUGCGAGAAAGUUGCGAGAGGUAGCUGACUACAAGGAAAGCUACGAUAUAGGGAGUGAUGACAAUCAGGAUCAACCCAAUGUGUGGAUUCCCGAACAAGUGCUUCCGGGAUUCCGAAAAUUCAUGACUGAUUUUUACUGGGAUUGCUUCAAAGUAGGCCAGAAUAUUAUGAGGGCAAUUGCUCUGGGAAUCGGCUUGGAAGACGAAGACUAUCUACUGCAGUUUCACUCUGGCCACAAUAACCAAUUGCGGCUGCUGCACUACCCUCCCCUCCCGGCAUCCUGGCUGGAAGACCAAAAGUAUGCGCGAAUGCCGUCUCAUACGGAUUGGAGCACCAUUACUUUCUUGUUCCAAGAUGAGUGCGGGGGACUGGAGGCCGAAGAUAUCAACAAAAAGGGCUAUUAUAUGCCCGCAACGCCAAUCAAAGAUGCGAUCGUAAUGAAUGUUGGCGACCUUUUACAAAGAUGGAGCAACGGUAUCGUUACACACCCCUCUCCCUCUUCCCUCAUCAUGAGCUGUCUCGUCUCACCAGCUAUCUAG
Uncinocarpus reesii 1704 is the source of this 891-nucleotide messenger RNA. RefSeq lists its product as uncharacterized. The transcript has 2 exons. Gene Ontology annotation, molecular function: dioxygenase activity. The record is from RefSeq and is a predicted model, not a curated record. NCBI's taxonomy places the organism in Eukaryota, Fungi, Ascomycota, Eurotiomycetes, Onygenales, Onygenaceae. The coding region runs from base 1 to 891 and encodes 296 amino acids.